AUGAAGUGCCUGAUUGUUCUUGCUCUUGCUGCCGUGGCUCAGGCCAACCCCCUGUACCAAGUAGACACUUCAGCUGUACUCUCCUACGCGGCACCUUUUGUGGCCGCCGACUCCGCUCUCAGGACCUUCGCUACUGCACCAUUCGUUGACUUCUUUAACAGGGCGUUCUACACCCAAGCUGCUGCCCCUGCGUACACUUCAGCAGUUUCUACUGCCUACGCUCCUGCUGCCAUUGCUGCCUACGCUCCUGCAUCCGUGGCAGCAUAUGCCCCAGCUGCCGUCCCCGCUUACCAUGCGCUGGCUCCAGCAGCAGUCCCAGCAUACGCCCCAGCCUAUUCACCAGCUUAUGCUCCAGCAUACACCCCAGCUGUUGCCACAGCAUUAGCCAUUUAA
Homalodisca vitripennis (glassy-winged sharpshooter) is the source of this 393-nucleotide messenger RNA. Its product is annotated as LIM domain-binding protein 3-like. The record is from RefSeq and is a predicted model, not a curated record. The transcript has 2 exons. Lineage: Eukaryota; Metazoa; Arthropoda; Insecta; Hemiptera; Cicadellidae. The coding region runs from base 1 to 393 and encodes 130 amino acids.